Staurois parvus is the source of this 426-nucleotide messenger RNA. The record is from the annotation of a GenBank genome assembly. NCBI's taxonomy places the organism in Eukaryota, Metazoa, Chordata, Amphibia, Anura, Ranidae.
AUGUCUUACCUCUAUAACAUGUAUGGAGAAGCCAAAAACGCCAUUGACGGGUCUCUAGACAGCAACUACCUUUACAUCCAGUGUAGCGGCACCUCCGAGCAGGACAACCCCUGGUGGACGGUCGAUCUCAAGGGACAAUUUAAGGUCUUCACAGUCGCAGUGACCAAUCGAGGAGACUGCUGUGCAGACAAGAUCAACGGGGCCCAGAUAAGAAUUGGAAACUCGGCUGAAGAUGGAGGAACCAACAAUCCCAUAUGUGGAACAAUUCCAACAAUGGCAAGCGGUGAGACUCUGGCCUUUGAAUGUGACGGCAUGGUUGGACAAUAUGUGACCAUCUUCAUCCCUGGAAAAAUGACCUCAUUAACUCUCUGUGAGGUCCAAGUGUUUGGACUACCGAGCGUCGUCUCAGGUGAUUAUAUACUGUAG